CAGAAGAUGACAGCCCCAAAGCCCUGCCUGUGUUAGGGGAGCUGUCGGACUCUGAUAAUGACAUCAACGAGUCGGUGUUCAUCUGGGGAAUCUCAGACAAAGCAGCGCAGAGGAAAACCAUCUCUGCUGAUGAAGGUUUGUUUCACUUGCAGCAGGAGGAGCAGCCCCAGUGCCAGCAGCGAUCGGAGCCCGUGAACAGGCUGGGAAGAGGUAGCGGGAGGCUGCAGCUGCCACAUAGGCUACCCUUGAAAGACAGGCAUUUCACUUGCAGCAAAAUAAUAGGAAGGAGGUUUGCUUGCUUUGCGCAGAGGCUGAGCCACAGGAGAAAGCAAAGCCAAUGUGAUUUAUUGAAUGAAAGCACUGGACAAUUACCAACAACUUGCUCCUCUGCUGCCUCAAACAACCUAAACUGGAACUGCUGCGUGAAAAUGACCCAACAAAUGCAGAAUUUGCAUCUUUCUCAAUCAAAAAAACAUAGUGCCCCGUCGUCUCCCAAUGCUGCCAAACGCCUGUACAGGAACCUCUCUGAAAAACUGAAGGGGAGCCACUCUUCAUUUGAUGAGGCCUAUUUUAGAACAAGGACUGACCGGCUGAGUCUCAGGAAGACCUCAGUGAACUUCCAGGGCAAUGAAGCCAUGUUUGAAGCAGUUGAACAGCAGGACAUGGAUGCUGUGCAGGUCCUUCUGUAUCAGUACACUCUAGAAGAACUAGAUCUCAACACGCCUAAUAGUGAAGGGUUGACGCCUCUGGAUAUUGCCAUCAUGACCAACAAUGUGCCCAUUGCUAGGAUUCUUCUGAGGACAGGGGCCCGAGAAAGUCCACACUUUGUCAGCCUGGAAAGCAGAGCGAUGCACCUCAACACACUGGUGCAGGAAGCCCAGGAGAGGGUGAGUGAAUUGGCUGCUCAUGUGGAGAAUGAAGGAUUCAGUCUGGACAACACUGAGAGAGAGAAACAGCUGAAAGCUUGGGAGUGGAGGUAUCGGCUCUACAGACGCAUGAAAACAGGCUUUGAACACGCCAGAGCCCCCGAGGUGCCAACCAAUGCCUGUCUCAUGGUAACCAGCAGUACAUCACUCACUGUCAGCUUUCAAGAGCCUCUUAGUGUCAACGCAGCUGUAGUAACCAGAUAUAAAGUGGAAUGGAGUAUGUCGAAAGACUUUUGUCCUUUGGCUGGAGAAAUCAUCAUGGAAAACCUGCAGACCCUGAGAUGCACAAUCACAGGACUUACAAUGGGGCAACAGUAUUUUGUUCAAGUCUCGGCAUAUAACAUGAAAGGAUGGGGACCUGCUCAGACCACAACACCAGCAUGUGCCUCGCCUUCUAACUGGAAAGACUAUGACGACAGAGAGCCCAGACACAAGGGACAGAGUGAAGUUUUGGAAGGUCUGCUGCAGCAGGUCCGAGCCCUUCAUCAGCAGUAUAGCUGCCGGGAAAGUUCAAAAUUACAAACCACAGGCCGCAAGCAGUCAGUCUCAAGGAGCCUGAAACACCUAUUCCAUUCCUCAAACAAGUUCGUGAAGACCUUAAAACGGGGACUCUACAUAGCCGUUAUAUUUUAUUACAAAGACAAUAUGUUAGUCACCAAUGAAGAUCAAAUACCAAUUGUUGAAAUAGAUGACUCUCACACCAGUUCCGUUACACAAGAUUUUCUGUGGUUCACAAAGCUGUCUUGUAUGUGGGAAGAUAUAAGGUGGUUGAGGCAAAGUGUACCUAUCUCCAUGUCCUCAUCCACAGUACUGCAAACUCGGCAGAAGAUGCUCGCAGCAACAGCCCAACUACAGAAUUUACUUGGAACACACAACUUGGGAAGAGUUUACUAUGAGCCCAUUAAAGACAGACAUGGAAACAUCCUAAUAGUCACCAUCAGAGAGGUGGAGAUGCUCUAUUCAUUUUUUAAUGGCAAAUGGAUGCAGAUCUCAAAGCUGCAAAGCCAAAGGAAGUCUUUGUCAACACCUGAGGAGCCAACAGCCUUAGACAUUUUACUGAUAACCAUCCAGGAUAUUCUCUCCUAUCACAAAAGGAGUCAUCAGCGUCUCUCUCCUGGAUUAUAUCUGGGUUACCUGAAGCUGUGUAGUUCUGUGGACCAGAUCAAAGUACUUGUUACCCAAAAGUUGCCCAAUAUUCUCUGUCAUGUAAAGAUCCGUGAAAACAGUAACAUUUCCAAAGAAGAGUGGGAAUGGGUCCAAAAGCUUUCUGGCUCUGAAUCCAUGGAAAGUGUGGAUCAUACUUCUGACUGCCCCAUGCAAUUGUUCUUCUAUGAGCUCCAGAUGGCAGUGAAAGCUCUCCUUAAGCAGAUCAAUAUACCUCUACACCAGGCAAGGAACUUCCGCCUCUACACACAGGAGGUGUUGGAAAUGGGUCACAAUGUGUCCUUUCUUCUCCUGCUCCCUGCCUCAGACGACGUCUGUACAGCCCCAGGACAGAAUAAUCCUUACACCCCACACUCAGGGUUUCUUAACCUCCCUCUUCAGAUGUUUGAACUUGUUCAUUUUUGCAGCUACAGGGAGAAAUUUAUUAGUCUGUAUUGCCGCCUCUCUGCUGUUGUGGAGCUGGAUUCUCUGAAUACCCAACAAUCCCUGAGGGAAGCAAUCUCAGACAGUGAGGUUGCAGCGGCCAAACAAAGACACCAGCAAGUUUUAGAUUUCAUUCAGCAAAUAGAUGAAGUUUGGCGUGAAAUGAGAUGGAUCAUGGAUGCUCUACAGUAUGCAAGAUACAAACAACCAGUUUCUGGCUUAUCCAUCAUUAAGCUGAUAGACCCCUCAGAUGAGCAGAACCUAAAGAAAAUCAACUCCACAUCCUCACAUAUAGACUGCCUUCCAUCACCAUCACCAUCCCCAGAGAUGCACAGAAGAAAGGCAGUGAGUGAUUCACAGCCCUGCUCUGAUGAAGAAGGCUGCUCAGAAGUCUUCCUCCCCACCGACAGCGACUAUGACUCCAGUGACGCCCUGAGCCCCCGAGACUUGGACUUGGUCUACCUGUCCUCGCAUGACAUCGCGCAGCAAGCGCUAAGUGGCCUAAGCGGCAGUGCGCCCGACGUCCUGCAGGUGCACGACAUGAAGGCUCCGUCGGGGCCGAGCCAGGACCCCCAGGGGCGGGUCCCGGGGACGGAGCCCGAGCACUCGUGCGCCGAGUUCCUCCACAGCCUGAACCUCACAGGCUUCGCGCCCAAGAACCACGCCAAGAUGGCGCCGGGCGCGCGGCCGCCGCUGGGCUUCCUGGGAAAGCGGAAGCCAACCAAGCACCAGCACUAUGGCGGCUUCAGCCGCCACCACCGCUGGCUGAGCAUGCACAGCGAGACGCAGUCGCUGUCCGUGUCCGAGGGCGUUUAUACGCAGCACCUGUCUCGGUCCUGCGGCCCAGACCAAGAGCCCAAGGAGGCCGAGCAGCUCGGACCUGUGUACGAGGGUACCCGGGGCCUGACUCUGGCCCACUCGGCGAGCCUCCCUGAGGAGCGGAAGAGCGGCCCCCAGGACCCGAGACCUUCCGUCCGCCGCAUCUACGUGGAGCCCUACCCGCCAGCCCUCGUGGCAGGAAAGCCCUGGGCCGGCGUGAGUCCGCCCCCUGGAGGCCGCUCGAGCCUGCCCAGCCCUGGCCGCCCGGAGAUGAGCCCUGAGGGCCCGCCCACGUCGCCGGGGUCAGAAAUACUAAGCAGCAUGCUUUAGGGAGGCCCACAAGUGGCUGUCCACACGCCCCCGCAUUUUCCAUCACCCUACCCAGCCUGCCCCCGCAGUGGCUCCAUCCACUUUCAAAUGGUUUGAAUGUUAAAAAUCCAAAGGUUACCCGUUCAAAGCCCUCUAUUUUAGGGUAGACUUGGGCUCGAGGCGAGAGUUGCCAGUGUCAUUCCCACUUCAGCCUACAAAGGAUAUAGAGGAGCUUUUGUGUCAACAUGGAAUCCUAGACACAGUGGUUCAAACAUUGCCACCCUGCUGGUCACACCUGUGGCUGAGGUAGGGCAACCCAAAGAGCCACACUCAGUUCUGCAUGGCUCUUUCAUGAAUCUGUGAUCGGUGGGGGAAGAGAUGCCCAUUGUUUUUCCCUCCAUCCCAAACCUUUAGAAGAGUUUGGGGGAAAGAAAUUCAGGUGGUGUGUUUAGGGCACAGGGUCAAGUAGACUUGGCCUGGGUUCCCUGUCAGUUAAACCAAGUCAUUCCAAGUGCAGGGUUCUCAGCCGCUUGUCAAAUCCAACUUAUCCAUCAGCACUGAUUUGAUUUAAGCAGGCCUUGGACAGGACUUUUCUUCACUUAGUGCUGUGUGGAAACGACCAGAAACUAAAACAGAGGAUGCUUCUAUCUAGUUCUGUCUUGCAAAAAUAGAACAGGGCAGGAAGCAGACCUUCCUGCACACUCAGCCAACAUUCGAGCAUGAAAAUGGGUUGUAUAUUGUUCAAGGGUGCAAGGAGAUGGCUGAAUUAAAUGGAAGCCUGGGUUAUAAAGAAGACAAGGGAAGGGAGAGAGACAUGAGCAAAAAUUUAUUUCUUAAAGUAGGUAAGUCCCUGGGGCUGUGCCUCUGAAAAUGGUAGUGGACCUGCUUCAGAUUCUUAGAUGAUGAAAUUAUCAUUGAACAAGAAAAGUGCCCAGCAGAUAUGGCCAGGCAGUGAUGCAGUCCUUACAGCCACACAGGCACAUUUGCCCACCCCCACAUCACACAUCACAGAACAGACUGGCGAGGGCUUGGGCUGCUGUCUUCCCCUUUCCAAUCCAUCCAUUCCAAAGUUAGUUUUGCCCCAAAAUCAGCUGGCCCGUUGGCCUCGGGAAAAUCCUUCCUUAGAAGGCCCUGCCAGUGGUUCCAAGGCUGCCCUCAAAGACAUUUGAAAAUCCUGCUUUGGUCUCAUUACCUCCCACCUGCCCCUCUCACAAAUGAGAAACCCAAAUCAAAGAGAAAUCACGCUGCAUAUUCAAAAAAGGCAUGGGCGGUCUCUCAUUUCCGGAAACCAAGACCCAUUCAUUUCACCGAUACUCUAAAUGGUCCUUUUCUGCUUCACAGGCAUUUUGAUUAAAUACUGCUCUUUAUGCCCAACCUACCCCUGUCCUCACAGUUCUACCAUUCCCCCUCAUGGGAGUUCAUACAAAGUACCCUGUUCACAAUGUUAUUCUGAUCCCUUUCAUUUUGAAAACAUUUGAUUUAAACAUAAAUAAUUACCCUAAUGUAAAGGUACAGAUUUGGCCCAUGGCCUAUGAUCCUUAGAAAACUAAA
Manis pentadactyla (Chinese pangolin) is the source of this 5192-nucleotide messenger RNA. RefSeq names its product ankyrin repeat and fibronectin type III domain containing 1 (gene ANKFN1). Gene Ontology annotation, cellular component: spindle. The transcript is spliced from 20 exons. The coding region runs from base 429 to 3662 and encodes 1077 amino acids. Lineage: Eukaryota; Metazoa; Chordata; Mammalia; Pholidota; Manidae. Gene Ontology annotation, biological process: regulation of establishment of bipolar cell polarity; establishment of mitotic spindle orientation. Gene Ontology annotation, molecular function: protein binding. The record is from RefSeq and is a predicted model, not a curated record.